This is a messenger RNA of Cetraspora pellucida, 213 nucleotides long. The record is from the annotation of a GenBank genome assembly. Lineage: Eukaryota; Fungi; Glomeromycota; Glomeromycetes; Diversisporales; Gigasporaceae.
AUGAAUUUAUUAAUAAUUUAUAAAGAUGGUAAGAAAAAAAAGAAGCCAACUACCUUAUCAUAUGGAUUUGAUAUUGUAAUUGAUAUUGCUAGAAGAAUAAAGGGCAUAAAUCAUGAGCCAUCUGUAACUGGACCAAGCAUAUUAUUAGAGAAGUUUGAUUCUAGAGUUGAUGAAUUUCUUAAAAAUAUGACUGUUGAACUAAUUGAAGAAUGA